UCUGCCAGGUACAUCAGAUCCAUCAGGUCCGAGCUGUGUUGACUACCACUACUUUUCCCUUCGUCUCAAUUAUGUCUUGGAAGAAGUCUUUGCGGAUCCCCGGAGACCUUCGGGUAGCAACUGUCACCUUGAUGCUGGCGAUCCUGAGCUCCCCACUGGCUGAGGGCAGAGACUCUCCCGAGGAUUUCGUGUACCAGUUUAAGGGCCUGUGCUACUUCACCAACGGGACGGAGCGCGUGCGGGCUGUGACCAGACACAUCUAUAACCGAGAGGAGUACGUGCGCUUCGACAGCGACGUGGGGGUGUACCGGGCAGUGACGCCGCAGGGGCGGCCUGCCGCCGACUACUGGAACAGCCAGAAGGAAGUCCUGGAGGAGACCCGGGCGUCGGUGGACAGGGUGUGCAGACACAACUACGAGGUGUCGUACCGCGGGAUCUUGCAGAGGAGAGUGGAGCCCACAGUGACCAUCUCCCCAUCCAGGACAGAGGCCCUCAACCACCACAACCUGCUGGUCUGCUCGGUGACAGAUUUCUAUCCAGGCCAGAUCAAAGUCCGGUGGUUUCGGAAUGAUCAGGAGGAGACAGCCGGCGUUGUGUCCACCCCUCUUAUUAGGAAUGGUGACUGGACUUUCCAGAUCCUGGUGAUGCUGGAAAUGACUCCCCAGCGUGGAGAUGUCUACACCUGCCACGUGGAGCACCCCAGCCUCCAGAGCCCCAUCACCGUGGAGUGGCGGGCUCAGUCUGAAUCUGCCCAGAGCAAGAUGCUGAGUGGCGUUGGAGGCUUCGUGCUGGGGCUGAUCUUCCUCGGGCUGGGCCUUAUCAUCCGUCAAAGGAGUCAGAAAGGUGAGGAACCCCAGGGGAAAAGGGGAAGAUGGGCUGUGUCCCAGACCCUCUGUUCAGAGUGGUCCUGUCUGUAGAUUCGCUCUUUCCUCCUGACCCUGAGAGGAAGUGCGAGGAGACAGGACAAGAUUGGAGGAGGCAUUGGAAUCUGAUUUUACUAGUUGAAAGGUAGCGCUGUCACAGAGCUGACUGAUAGAGCUUAUUCCAGGGCAUCCUUACCAUUCAUCAUUGUCUCACUGGCUCCUUUCCAAAAGCUUCCUCCAUUAAGAGGGUCAGAGCCUCAGCCUCCUUUCUUUCUAGUGACAAUUUCCUUUGUUUUAGGGGAUUUUAAAUUA
Molecule: messenger RNA, 1175 nt
Organism: Gorilla gorilla gorilla (western lowland gorilla)
Lineage: Eukaryota; Metazoa; Chordata; Mammalia; Primates; Hominidae
Product: HLA class II histocompatibility antigen, DQ beta 1 chain
Exons: 4
Coding region: 72-917 (281 amino acids)
Biological process (GO): antigen processing and presentation; immune response
Cellular component (GO): membrane; MHC class II protein complex
Source: RefSeq, a predicted model, not a curated record